AUGAAGGUCAUCUCUGUAUCCUCUCCAUCCAGUCUCUGGACGACCAUACGUUCGGUUGGCGUAUUCAAUAUUGGUUGUUCAUUCAUUGCAUUGUGGGCCUUCGUCAAAGUCCUAAGGGCCCUUCGCUGGCGAUUGAAGACGACUCAACUGCGGGGUCCGCCUCGUACCAGUUUCGUAUAUGGUGUUUUGCAGGAACUCGCCUCAUCUAAAGAUGGUGGUGAAAUGUAUGAACGUUGGGCGACAGAACAUGGGGUAGCAUAUAUGAUUCCAAGCGUCCUCGGACAGACAAGAAUCGUGCUCUGUGACCCAAGAGCCAUAGCACAUUUCUGGGCCCGAGAGACAUGGACAUAUGUACUGACGCCCCUCUCGUUGGUGCUUCAGGAGAGCGUUGUUGGCAGAGGGCUCUUAUGGGCUCAGGGUGAAGACCACAGGAGGCAGCGGAAGGCCCUCACUCCAGCAUUCAGUAAUACAGCGAUUCGGAAACUCACAUCAGUGUUUUAUGACUCAGCUUACAAGGCUAAAUGUGCAUGGGAUAUUGCUAUGGAAUCGAGUAAAGAUGGCGACGCUAUCAUCGAAGUUCAGAACUGGAUGAAUCAUAUAUCUCUGGAUACGAUUGGCAUUGCUGGUUUCUCCCAUGAUUUUGGUUCGCUCGAUGGAAAGCGCGCUAGCGUGACCGAAGUGUUUGAUACUUUUGGAAACAACCAAAAAGCUUCAGUAUUGAAUCCAGGUCUUCUGCUUGCAUUGGCGUUUCCCGUCAUUAUUAAGAUUCCCAACAAGCGGAUGAAUCUGGUCAAAAAACUUGGCGUAGCCAUGGAAGAAAUAUCCAACGAGUUAUUCAUUCGCAGCCGCCGGGAGAAGGAUGCGAAUACGAGCGGGAGAGACGAGGAGAAGUCCAUCAUCGGAUUGCUAAUUAAUUCCGAAGGCCAAGAUGCCCCGCUUCAAAUGUCGAAGGAGGAAGUAGUGGCUCAGAUGAAGGUCUUGCUUCUCGCGGGUUACGAAACGACGUCAACCGCUCUUACGUGGGCGCUGAUCGAGCUAUCACGACACCUCGAUGCCCAAACCAGCCUCAGAGAGGAACUGCUUGCAUUUGGCCCCGAUCCGACAUAUGAUCAAUUGAAGGCCAAUCUCCCAUACUUGGAUGCGGUUGUCCACGAAACUCUACGACUCCAUCCUCCGCUGCGCGAGUUCACUCGUGUUGCAGCGGAAGACGAUGUUAUUCCCUUGAGCGAACCUGUGCGCACGGAAUCUGGGGGAAUGACGGACAGUAUAUCUAUAGCGAAAGGGACAUUGAUCACGAUACCGGUCGCAGCGAUCAAUCGCUCUUCGACCAUCUGGGGACCUGACGCAAAGGAAUUCAAGCCUGGUCGUUGGCUGACUGAAGGCGGGAUCAGUGGGAAGGCCAAGGAAGUCCAUGGUCAUAGGCAUUUGCUGACAUUUAUCGACGGCCCGAGGACGUGUCUUGGAAAAGAUUUUGCGAUCGCCGAAUUCAAGACGGUUUUAUUGGUUCUGGUAAAGAACUUUGUGUUUGAGAUGCGGGAUGGAUCUGAUACUCCAAGUCGAAGUUGUGAGGGGACUUUUAUUCCGUCCGCGGGUUGUUGGAGAGGAUGGUAUUGGGGUACCUUGAGAGUUCGUCGGUAUGAAUGA
Molecule: messenger RNA, 1644 nt
Organism: Suillus subaureus
Lineage: Eukaryota; Fungi; Basidiomycota; Agaricomycetes; Boletales; Suillaceae
Product: cytochrome P450
Exons: 12
Coding region: 1-1644 (547 amino acids)
Molecular function (GO): oxidoreductase activity, acting on paired donors, with incorporation or reduction of molecular oxygen; heme binding; monooxygenase activity
Source: RefSeq, a predicted model, not a curated record